Molecule: messenger RNA, 1747 nt
Organism: Symsagittifera roscoffensis
Lineage: Eukaryota; Metazoa; Xenacoelomorpha; Acoela; Convolutidae
Exons: 9
Coding region: 1-1575 (524 amino acids)
Source: RefSeq, a predicted model, not a curated record
AUGUUCAAGAAUAUCUCCUACUCUCUGUUGCUGGACCCACUGCCCAAACAGAGGGAGCCCUUCUGGACUGUGCUUCUGGAUUUGAGUCUGCAGCCAGCUAUGAUUGCAAGUGCAAACGGGUUCAAGGUCAUCUAUAGCAGUCACGACAAAGAUCACCCCAUGUACGGAGAAACGUUCCUGCUGUUUCUUCAUUCGCCUCUUAAACCAACAGAUGCCGAAAAUCUUAAAGGCAUCGCCCUGAAGUCGCCAUACAGAAAAGACGACACUUUCACACUGACCAUUUGCCCAUUGCCUCAUUGUGGAACCAUCGAUGCUUCGUGUCAAAGUCUAACAAUCAGUAUACCUGAUCAGGACAAAAUAAACAUCAUCGAAGAGAUUCCUGAAAGUGAAACCAAGUCCAACGAGUGUGGAAGCGAAGUUCUGACUGAGGUGCAAAAAGUUCCGAGCUUCAUGGUUCACGACGCUUCUUUUGUGUCGAACUCUUUCGAUGAAAUGAAAACGGAAAAUACGAAUUCAAAAUCGAUAUCAUCAAAUAUAGUGGUGUCUUUUAUUCCAAACUUGGAAAUGGAAGGAACUAUUGUGGUACUGUCGGAUUGGAUGGGCGAAGUGAAAUCACGAUUUGUUUGUCCGAUUGACAGUUAUCUAGACGCUGCCGCUCUGACCGAGAAACUGUCUCGUGACGAGGAAUACUUGCUCUCAUUUUGUUCUUUGAUCGAGCAAAAUGGGACGGAGAACGCAAAACUUAUGAUACUUUUGGUUACAACGCUAUGUAUUCUGCUAAUACAGAUCGUUAUUUUUUACCUGAUAAUCAAGCCAAAAUGUUUUACCAGAAAAAGUAGUAAAUCCUUCAUUUCGGCAAUCGGUCCAAACUUGAACAACCGAACAGUUGCUGACGACACUGCGUUCAAUGUCAUAAAAGACGCUAUUGAGGAGGAAUCCAAAAUCAGUUUCCUGAGAAACCUGAAGUGGCAUUUGAUGAAUCUUUCGUCGCUUCCGCAGUUUUGGAAAUCGAAAAAUGGAAAUUUUAAUGAUUCGUCAGUCAUUGACCUACAAAUGCCUCAAGUGCCUCCGAUGAAUAAGUCUGCUGAAGGAGAAGACAUAAACUCGAGCAACAUAACAGCAGCCAUACUGGAUUUGACUCGUGAGAUCUCAAGACAUGCUGCAGCGUUGAAUGCGUCCUCAGACCGUACUGUCAAUACCAGCAAUAUUUCGACAGAAUUUCCUUCCGGAAGGAGGCAACUCAAAGUGGAUCUCCCCCUACUGAAAGACAAGAUGGGUUCACAGGGCACAAUUACCACCAACUUUUUCAACGUCACAUCCAACGAUAUGAGUCUGUGCGAACACAUGGCGAAACAGGUGGCUCUGAACAGCUCUGCUAAUGACACGACUAUCACUAUAUCAAACUUAUCUCAUGAAUUGCCUGGCUUCAAUGCCAGUAUUGAAAUGCCCCACGAAGAACCACUGAAUGGAACAAACAUCACCAUCAACGUCUACAACAUAGACUCAAUCGCUACUGCAGUUGCAAAGAGUGGCGAUGAAGUAAAAUCUGACGAAAAUGACGGAAGCAAUGUGUGAUUUGUGAUUCAAUUGAAAAUGAUUCUCAAACGUUUUGAUACUUGAAAACAUUUCUCAAAUAUUUGUAAAAUAAUUUAGCUAGCGACUAAUAAAGCUUGAUAAAAUAGUAUAAAAAUCAAAGUCGUUCUUCGCACGAAGAUUAACCAUACUUACGGAGGGCUAUAUAAUUUGA